AUGGUCGAGAAAUUAUUAGCUCUAUUGCUGCUUCUCGGAUGCUCACCCAUCAUCGGCUCGUCCCACUUGCAAUUGCAAAACAAGGCCAUCAAUAAUAGAGAAUACUGUCGAUCGACAUUGAGCACCAAGGCUGCUCUGAGCACCUACGACGCGGAUGUUGAGGCAUGCACGAAUCUCGCAGACAUCACGAUCUAUAUGACACAAUGGAACGAGGAAGACAUCAAUCGGAUAUUGUCGAAAAUCGAAUAUUUAUAUAAUGUUAAUUUGUAUAUCGAAGACACGACGGCGGUGAAGAUCGAUUUGUCGUCGCUGAAGGAGAUGAAUCUGGUGUAUUUGGUUGUCUCGCACAAUCCGACAUUGAAGGAGAUCAGUAUUCCCGAGAGCGCAUUCACAGAAAUACUCAAUUAUAAGCUUUUACUCUACGACAAUCCGGCAUUGGACGAUGAGACUCUAGCGAAAUUCAAUAAAUAUUGCGGAAAUAAUUGCGGAAACGCGAAACAGCGUGACGUCAUCGUGAGCGAACACCGCGAAACGAUGGGUCGAGUCAAUUCGAGUUGGUGUGAAUUUACGACGGCUAGCCCGGAGCUAUCGACCUACUACAAACCGGAUCCCGAGAUUAUCAAUUGUCUGCAUUUCUAUCGCGUCAAAAUCUACAUGACCGGCUGGCCUGUUGAAGACGUUGAACUGUUCACGAAGAAAUUCCUGGCGGCUAGUGUGGUGACAAUCAUCGUUGCGCAUUCGGAGAUCGAGGUGCUCGAUUUGAGCGCGCUGAAAUUCACCGAAGUGUUCGAACUAAUCCUCCUCGAUAAUCUGAAAUUAAAAGAAGUUCGAUUUUCCGACGUUGUGAUGAAUACGAGAAAGUUCCUCGAUGCUACAGCAAUCCAUUCGUUCAAUAAUCCGCAAUUGACCAAUCAAUCAUACGAGACGCUUGUAAAGGUCAACUUCACACCACCAACUGAACCGCCGACAACAAUUGCACCAACACCACCACCAACUGAACCGCCGACAACAAUUGCACCAACACCACCAUCAACUGAACCGCCGACAACAAUUGCACCAACACCAACACCAACUGAGCCGCCGAGGGCAGCGUGGAAUACGUGGCCCUAUACUCAUUAUAAGAAUGAGUGGCCCUAUCCUCAUAAUAAGAAUGAGUAUCCCUUUAAUCUACCAACACCGAGUGAAAGUGAGUAUUUCGACGUGUCACCCAAACCUGAAAACUCUACCGGGAAAAUCAUCUUCUAUGACUUUAACCAGCCGGAUCCUCCGACAACGGAGAAGCUUCCGGCGAUGUCUAAUGGCUCCACAGAGGCGGCGAUUCCGACAACGGAGGAAGUGGACUAUGACUAUGAUGCCGCUUCGAACGCGAUUCUUCAACUUCCAAUCGGAUCAGAAAGAAUGGCUCAAUCGGUUCCACCAGGAGACAUCCAGACUCAGCCAAACGCCAAGAUCGUGUUCAAUGCUCCGUACGACGACAAGCACACCUACCACAUCAAGGUGAUCAACUCGUCGGCUCGCCGCAUUGGCUACGGCAUCAAGACGACGAACAUGAAGAGACUCGGAGUCGACCCGCCAUGUGGAGUGCUCGACCCGAAGGAAGCCGUCCUUCUCGCCGUCUCCUGCGACGCGUUCGCCUACGGACAAGAGGACACCAACAAUGACCGUAUCACUGUCGAGUGGACCAACACCCCCGACGGCGCCGCGAAACAAUUCCGUCGCGAAUGGUUCCAGGGCGACGGAAUGGUCCGCAGAAAGAAUUUGCCGAUCGAGUACAACCCGUGA
Messenger RNA from Caenorhabditis bovis, 1782 nucleotides. NCBI's taxonomy places the organism in Eukaryota, Metazoa, Nematoda, Chromadorea, Rhabditida, Rhabditidae. The record is from the annotation of a GenBank genome assembly.